Messenger RNA from Somion occarium, 768 nucleotides. Lineage: Eukaryota; Fungi; Basidiomycota; Agaricomycetes; Polyporales; Cerrenaceae. The record is from the annotation of a GenBank genome assembly.
GUCAUCCGAUAUACUUAUACCAGUCCGGAACAGCCAAUCUUCAUCUACCACCGUAACCAACCCUUUACUCUCUUAACAGUCUACCUCCAUCUUUCAACCAUGGCAUCCGGAGUCGGUGUAAACCAAAACGUUCUCGAUACCUACCAGGAGCUGAAGCUCGGCAAGAAGCACAAGUACAUCGUCUUUGGUUUGAGCCCUGAUAACACGGAGAUUGUUGUCACGAAGACCUCCUCGGAUAACUCAUACGAGACUUUCCUCGCUGAUUUGCCUGAGGCAGAGUGCAGAUGGGCAAUUUACGAUUUCGAAUUCGAGAGGCCAGGAGAGGGAAAGAGGAACAAGUUGCUGUUCGUCACCUGGGCUCCUGAUGAUGCUAAGAUCAAGCAGAAGAUGUUGUUUGCAUCUUCGAAGGAUGCCCUCCGACGAAGCUUGGUCGGUAUCUCGACCGAGAUUCAGGGCACUGACUAUAGUGAAGUCGCAUACGAAAGUGUGUUAGACAAGGCAUCUCGUGGAAGUCACUAAUCCUGUCUCUUUCAUUAUCAUAUUUGUUCCGGAUUUCGCGCUAUCGUCUUUCGUCUUUAUCAGAAUUACUUGGCCGUAAUUGUUAUCAGGUUAUACUCCAAAUCACUUCAUCUCGAACACUACGUGCCCCUUGAUCUCUUUUUCUUUCGCCCCUAUCAUAUGAGCGAGUUGUAGAGUUGCAGCCAAUAGCAAAGAAAUGCUGAUGUAUCAAUUGAAUAACAUAUCGGAUGAAUCCAACCUGAUCUCGCG